Messenger RNA from Bactrocera neohumeralis, 6524 nucleotides. RefSeq names its product band 4.1-like protein 4B. The record is from RefSeq and is a predicted model, not a curated record. Gene Ontology annotation, molecular function: cytoskeletal protein binding. The coding region runs from base 742 to 3825 and encodes 1027 amino acids. The transcript is spliced from 11 exons. Gene Ontology annotation, cellular component: cytoskeleton. NCBI's taxonomy places the organism in Eukaryota, Metazoa, Arthropoda, Insecta, Diptera, Tephritidae.
AAGAAGUUGCAACUCUGAGAUUUUUCCUUUUGGCUUGCUGUGCUGUUGGCUUUUUCGGUUUAAAUAAUUUUGUUAAUUGCUUCAUUUUAAGUUAAUAAAAUGUAAAUCUAAUAACUUAAAAGCAUUAUUAACAUAUUGCGCAAAGAUUUGAAUAAUUUCGGUUCGGUUUUAAUGAUUUCUGUGCAUUUUAUUUGCGGCCUUCAUGGUAGAAACAACCUGUGAAACUUGUUUUUGUUGUUGUAUUCGAUAAUUGAGAAGAAAAGUCUCGGUCGUGUUCUUGUAUGGUGAGGAGUGGCUGAAUUUGUGGAGAAGUAAAAAAGUGACAUAAACGUCAAAAUAGCGGCAGAAAAGUGCUUAGAAAAUUUGUGAUUGGGUAUUGGGGAAAUCGCAGGCGAAGUCCAAAAAGACAACACUGAUACCCAAAAAGCAGUAAGAACAGGAUCAGUAGGUUUGUUUCGACAACGCACAAGUUUAGCUAAACCACAGACUAGAAACUAUUGUGGGGCGGUGGCGGCGGCGUCGUCGUUGCGUUUCGGCAAGCUACAAGUUGCUGCAUCAACUCUUGCUUGACGUUAGCUUAAAGUAAGACAGAAUUAGGAUACGAAGUGGGAAAAUUUAUAGCAACGACAAUACCGAUUGGACACAUUCAACGUUGAUGAAGUAGUUGAGACGCAUGCUGAAGAAAGGUGUCGAAAGUGGUCUGGCGAAUGCUUGUAUUCAUGUAAAUUUUGCUAGAGGGAAAUGUUGCGCUUUUUAAGUCGUCGGAAGGUGCGUAGCAACUAUGUGGAAAGCAGAGGUGGUGUUGCCGGUGGUCCCGGCGGAGCUGGUGUUACAAAUGCAAACAGUAGUGGCGGCACACAAAUUAAGGCGCAGCGUUUGCCAAUCAACAAAAAUAAAAUUGAGUGUCGCGUAGUGCUUUUAGACAAUACAGAUCUCUCUAUCGAACUAUCAAAAAAGGCACUCGGCAGCUUCUUAUACGAACAAGUCUUCUAUGCAUUAGACGUCAUCGAAAAAGAUUACUUCGGUUUGCAAUUUACAGAUGCGAACCAUGUUAAGCACUGGCUGGAUCCUACAAAACCUAUUAAGAAGCAAGUAAAGAUCGGACCACCAUACACCUUUCGUAUGAAAGUUAAGUUCUAUUCGUCGGAGCCAAACACUUUACGCGAGGAACUGACACGCUAUCUAUUCUUCCUCCAAUUGAAACAAGAUCUGCUAGAAGGUCGCUUAGAUUGUCCCGAUGACAAAGCUGCUGAAUUGUGUGCGCUCGCAUUGCAAUCUGAACUUGGUGAUUACGAUGAACAAGUGCACACAGCGGCCACAGUUUCGGAAUUCCGCUUUGUGCCGGAACAAACUGAGGAUCUGGAAAUUGCCAUAUUGGAUGAGUAUAAGACAUGUCGCGGUCUAACGCCUGCGCAAGCAGAAACUGCCUACUUAAAUAAAGCGAAAUGGUUGGAUAUGUAUGGCGUUGAUAUGCACACAGUCUUGGGUAAAGACGGUUGCGAGUAUCAUUUAGGCUUAACACCAACGGGCAUUUUGGUUUUUGAGCGUGAUCAAAAAAUCGGCUUAUUCUUCUGGCCGAAAAUUAGUAAAUUGGAUUUUAAAAAGAAGAAACUCACGCUAAUCGUUAUCGAAGACGAUGAUGAAGGACGCGAACAGGAACACACUUUUGUUUUUCGCUUGUACAAUGAGAAAGCAUGCAAGCAUUUGUGGAAGUGUGCCGUAGAGCAUCAUACAUUCUUCCGUUUGCGUGCGCCGGUCAAAGGGCCUUCGGCACGUCAAAACUUCUUCCGUAUGGGUUCACGUUUCCGCUACUCUGGGCGCACAGAGUUUCAAACGACACAGCAAAGUCGUGCCCGACGCACUGUCCAAUUUGAACGACGUCCCUCACAACGUUUUGCCAGCCGUCAGUCGCAUCUGCUACGUGAUCGUCAAAAAGCUUCACAAGAAGCGGCUGCCUCAGCUGUAGCCGCAGUAAAUGCACGUGCCGCAGCCGCAGCCGCUGCCGCCGUUGAACCGGCUAACACUACACUCGACUCGUUGCUCACGAAUACGUCGACAGUCGAGUCGCAACUGUCCAAUGCAGCUACACCCUCGCCAUCCAUACAAACAGUUAUUUACAAUGCCAAUGCAGAUUUGCUACAUGAUACGGCAACAAGCAGUGCAGCUGCGGCGCGUAGCGGUAGUAGUGGCGUGCGUCGUAAUUCCAUGCGUUCGGAUUCAAGUGGCGAAGAAAGUGGCUACACUAAACUCGAUUGCUACAAUAAGGAAGCUUUGGCAGUGAAGCUUGACACUGAAUCCAUUGGUGCAACCAGUAGCAUAUACCCACCGACUACAACGAAAAAUGCCGAUGAUACUAAUCCGUUUAGAAACAAUGCCUCCUCGCAUCAUGGUUCCUUCGGCAAAGCGUCCAUCAGUUCGGGUUUCAGCAUUAGAAGUGCCUUAUCGGACAAAGAUAAAGAGCUAGAUUCAUUACUUAAGUCCAUUGUUAAAGAUCCAUCCCCAUCUAUACUAGCAACUGAAGCUAUUAAUGAUGCUAACAGUAUCAGAGUAACGAUAAAUAAAACCUUCGAUAUGGAACACAACACAGAGACAUUGAAGCGUCUUUCCAGCUCGGAUAAGCCGAAUAAUCAAGUGAAGCUGGCAAAUGUCGGCGGUGGCGCACUGCCGCCCGGACAUAUAAAAUGCAAUAUUUUAAAGGCACGCGUCGAAGAAGAGCUUGGCACUGGUGUGCACUCAAAUGCCAACACGAAUGCGAAAAUGACAAAUCAAAUGUUUGUGCCCGCGCCAAGCACAGUGCAACACAACAACAGCAAUAGCAUAUUCAGCAGUAUUAAUACGAACAACAACAACACAAUGUAUAGUAGUGACGGCCCAGACUCAUUAAAUGCCACCUACAUUUCUGUGGGCGGUGAUAAACUAACUUUGAGCAUAACGGAACAAAAACCAACUAGCAGCACCGCAAUCGCUGUGGGCAAUGGCAAUGCAGAGGCGAAUGCCUCGAAUACAUACGUUGCCGAGGCGACUGUUUUGCCAUCGCCCACAACACCAUCGGCGCGAAAGAUAACCGCUUCCAAAACGACAAUAUCACCAUUUUCCAAUGCCACUUUCAUAUCCGAAUUCAAUAGCAUGAGUCCCAACGCAUCGUCGUCGUCGUCGUCGUCGUCUUACAAUAAUACGCAUACAAGCACAGUUUUCACCACAACAACAGCAAAUCCUGCCAGCGCCAACGAAACAUUCACAAUUCGCAAAGGCAAUGCCACAACAACAGGUGAUAAUUUGUUGUUGACACCCACUACGCCACCAACAACAAAUAUUGCCACCAUAACCACACCACCACCAACGCCCACUCACACAUUCAGUGCCACAGCUGCGAGCAAUGCUUCCGCUGCGGAGCGUUUAAUUAACGAGAUUUUCAUUAAUAACAUAAUAAAUAAUAAUGUGCGUGCCACGAAUGAGAAAAAGUCCGCCAGCAGCACACUUAUUGGUAAUAGUAACGAUACGGAAUUGGUCAGUAUCGAUGGUGGCAACAAAGCGCCGACCAAACCGUCCGCUGGCACAACACUAUUCUCCACUUUGCGCGAGCAAGAACGCCAGCAGCAACAUGUAAACGAUGUGACUAACGAACUGGAGCGCUGUGAAACUGAUGGGCAAAUGCUAAUGAAAAAAGAAAUUGACAAUAAGCAUCAAAAUAAUCAUUCAGUCACUCAUAUUCCGAACAACAACGACAUGGUGUCACCUUGGCUGGUUUCAUCCGAAGUGGUUUCAGCGCCUAAAGGCAAAGAACCAACAAUUAUACGAAAAUCCGUUAUAACAACGCAAUUGUAAGUGCUCAAUUUUCUGAUAAUUAAUUUAGUUAGACAACAGUUUCGAGUGUGCGACCGUUAAGUUGCCUUAAUAAAAAAAAAAUGUUAGAAAUUUAUUUAUUGAAAUUUUAAAAGUAAAUGCCAAUGCAUUUGUGCAUGACGUAAGUGCCGAUUAUGUUAAAAAAAGCAUUCCAGAAGUUUGAAAAGUUGUAAACACAAGUAGAAAAAAAAUUAAUAAAAUAAUUAUGUAGCGGGAAGGCAUAAGGGCUUAACUUGUAUUUAUAAAACUUUGAAAACUGUUCGAAAAUUUUUAAAGAAAAUAAAAACACCAGAACCGGGUAUAAAUUUGCCGAAGUUUGUAAAACGCAACAGAAAACGUCGGAGACCCUAUAAGAUCGAUAAAUUAUGAUCAGCAUGUCGAGCUGAGUCGGUUCAGCCAUAUGUGUGUGUCUGUAUAUAUGUUAAAUCGUCCCUCAGUUUUGAAAUAUCGAUCUGAAGUUUUACACUUGUUCUUUUUUGACCAAGAAUUUGCUCAUUUGUCGGAAUUGGCCAAUUAUAUUCUAUAACUGCUAUACAAACUAAUCGUUCCAAAGCAGAUCUUUAUAUGGAAAACUUUUUUAUUUUACAAGAUAUCGUCACGAAAUUUGGCGUGGAUUAUUGUCUAAGACAAUGCAGCGAUCCCCGAACAAAUCGUUCAUAUCGGACCACUAUAUUCUAUAACUGUUAUACAAACUCACCGAUCACAAUCAGAUCCUUAUAUGGAAAACUUUUUUAUUUGACAAGAUAUCUUUGGCAGGGAUUAUUAUCUAAAUUGCUUACAUCGGACCACUAUAUCCUAUAGCUACCAUACAAACUCACCGAACAAAAUCAAGUUCUUGUAUGAAAAACUGUUUUUAUAUAUGAAGGGUAUUAUAGCUUCGGUCGACCGAAGUAAACGUUUUUCUUGUUUUAAUUGCAGUUAACGAGUUUCUAAUUUCUAGAACAGAAACGUAUUCUAAAUCAACAUGAGCGCUUAUGCCACUGCUACUUAGAUUUUUUGCCUAUCUAUAUAUUGCGGCAUAGCAUUUUAAUUACGUUAAACGAUUUUCCAUUGCUAGCAGAAUGCUUUCAUGCGUACUUAAUACAGAAUUCCAUAUUACCAUUUAUACUUAUAUACAUACAAACAUAUACAACACUUUGGCAUAAUUAAAAUAUGUAAAUGUUUAGAGACUAUGUGCAGCUUAUUAAUGUACUUAAUUUUACUAAAAAGAAUAAGAAUUGUUAACUCAUGUGCGAAUCACUAACACACACAUAUUUAUUAUAUAUGUGUAUAAAAAACUUAAAACUACAACAACUGAGCAAUGAUAAAACGAAACGAAUGUUUGUGCCUUAUUGUACUACAUAAAUAUAUACAUACAUACAUAUAGAGUUCCAAUAUUACUAAAGUUAAAGCAAUUGUUGCGCCUAAGUGCCCGCCUGAAAAGCAUUUUGAAGAUCCCAUCAACACAUGUCCAAAUGAAAAUAAGUGUUUAUAGUAUUUCUACUUAGAGCCGUGUAUGGCAUUUGAACUUAAGCGAGGUUUGUGGUUUACAGUUAUGUCAAAAAGGUGUCUCAAAUGACACCACUUUAAUUUCAUAUUGCAUUAUUUAUGAGUUAUUGAGUAUGAGUUAAUAAUGCAACAGUGUAAAUGUGUGCGUAUGUGUUACAUAAAUCUAUUUGAAGCGUGCGCUCGCUUGUAAACGCUAUUAAUCAAUUUUCGCGCACAAAUAUUUGUGUGUGUGUGAGUUGACAUGUUGAGUUGACACUUGUCAAAAGCGGUCAUUACACAUUUUUUUGAAGCAUAAAUCGCACACAUUGAUACUUCUUUACACAUAAUAAAUCAUAAAUUGCUUAUCGGUAUUUAUAUAAUUGGCGUGAAGUAAAGUAUUUUGAUAUGACAAGGCGCAUAGUUGGCAAAUUAAGUAAUUAGUAAUGCGAAUUUGAGAUAUUUUUCUAUAAUAAACGAACAAAAAAAUAGUACAACGACUAAUUGGUUAAUUAUAUUAAAGCAAAGCAGUGGUAAAUUAUUGCUUUUUUUUACUUAAAUAACGCGAAAAGUGCGAUAAUGUUCAAAAAAAAAAAUUUGUCUAGAAUCGAGUCCAUUUUAAUAAAAUUAUUGCAGCUGAAAUAUUUUUUUAUUUUUAUUAAUAUUUUUAAAAAUUUCAUUGGCUUCUUAGAAAAUUUUAAUUUUUUUUUUUUAUUCUCCGCCAUUGGAGUUGCCCAAACGUUAUAAAGUAUAAAAUAUAGACUCUCUCUCAAUCAAUACAAAUAACUCAAAAUAGCAUAUUUCUCUAAGAGCCACAAACCUCAACAUGAAACCUUAAUCUAACUACUACUAACUCUAACUACUACUUAGCUGGCAUUACACUUACUACAUACAUAUAAAUACUGUGAGUAUUAUUUUAUAAUAGCAACAUCCUCUUUCCAUGGUCGCAAUUACCAUUAAAUAUCGCAAUACAUAAUAAUAUUUUAUUAAUUCCAAUUAAAAGACAAUACAUACAUACGUUGUAUUCUUUUACCCAUUAUAUACUCUACUAUAUAUACUUAAAUAUAUUUAUAUACAUAUAUACAAUAUCUAAUAUAAAAUAUUUUUAAAUACAUAUACAAUAUUUACAUAUGUACAUUUAGUUUAGCUUUUACUGAUAUGCAUAUAGAUUUUAUUGUUAAAAAAUAUAUUUUUUAAUAAAAUAUACAAAUACAAAA